This is a messenger RNA of Nerophis lumbriciformis (worm pipefish), 1690 nucleotides long. RefSeq lists its product as uncharacterized. NCBI's taxonomy places the organism in Eukaryota, Metazoa, Chordata, Actinopteri, Syngnathiformes, Syngnathidae. Gene Ontology annotation, cellular component: nucleus. The record is from RefSeq and is a predicted model, not a curated record. Gene Ontology annotation, biological process: regulation of gene expression.
AUAACCGUUAAAUCAACAUCGAAGAAGAAAAACGGAAGUGAGAAGGCGCAGAAAAGGUGGAAAUUAGCUCUUUUACUCGCCAAAAGCCAACGUCGAAAUGCUGAGAGACUUGGUGAAGGAGCGACUAAUGGCGGCAGCUGAUGAAAUAUUCGCGCUGUUCGAAAGAACGAUAGCGUCGUACGAGGAGGAACUUUCUCGAACGAGAGAGGAGAAGGAGCGAUAUCGACAACAGCUGGAAGCUGCUAGCAAGGUUGACACUUUGCCACACGCUCAAGACGUCCUGCGUCCCCUUCAGCCACAGGCGGGGAGUGCCACUUUGGAGCAGGAGGAUCCACAGCCCCCCCACAUUAAAGUGAAAGAGGAGGAAUUCUGGGUCCCUCAGGAGGAAGAGUGUCUUCUCGCGCUGGAGGAGGCGGCUCUCACCAAGUUGCAACUGAACGUUGUCUCUGUAAAGACUGAAAACGGUGAAGACAAACCACCUGGAUCCUCGCAGCUUCACCACAGUCCAGGUGAGGAGAACAAAGAGGCGGAGCUUCCAGGCAGCAGCGCAACACAACGCAUGACGACAGAAGCUGAUGGAGGAUCACAAGCAGACAACCUCUUAGCUCCACUAUCGGAUAGUGACGACACAGCAUCGCACUCUCCUGGCGAUGAAGACUGGGACUGCGCCCGAGAACCUUUGAGCAGCGAUACAGACUGUGAAGAUGAUGUCAGGACUCAAACUGACAUAAAACACUCUCAAGAGAAGACCGGUAAAGAAUGUUUUACCUGCUCAAUUUGCGCUAAAAGCUCUACUGAUAAGCGGGAUUUAGUUCGACACAUGAGAACACACACAGGAGAAAAACCUUUCAGUUGUUCAGUGUGUGGCAAAAGAUUCUCUGAUAAGUCAAAUAUUAUCCCGCACAUGAGAACUCACACAGGAGAAAAACCCUUCAGUUGUUCCGUCUGCGGCGAAAGAUUCUCCCAAAAGUCCAAUAUUAAAACACACAUGAGAAAACACACUGGAGAAAAACCUUUCAAUUGUUCCGUGUGUGGGGAAAGAUUCUCCCAAAAGUCAAAUAUUAUACCACACAUGAGAACCCACACAGGAGAAACACCAUAUUCUUGUUCUGACUGUGCGAAAACAUUUACUCGACACAGCAGUUUGACCGCACACAUGCUCCUGCACACUGGAGAAAAACCUUUUAGUUGCUCGUAUUGCGUUAAAAAGUUCUCUAAAAAGACAAACAUGCUGGAACACGUGAGAAUACACACCGGAGAAAGACCUUUUAUUUGUUCAAUUUGUGGUAAUGGUUACUCUUAUAAGAAAAGCCUGACGGCACACAUGCGGACACACAAAGGAGAAUAAACAUUCCUGUCUAGUUUGUUGUGCUAAACGAUUGUCAGAUUAUAGAAGUGUAAUGUCACACGUGUGAUACCAAAGUACACGAGUUCCAAGUUAAAGGUGUCGCACAGAACAGCAGCCACUCAACUUCAAAUGAACUCUCAAGCAAAAAGAGUUUUUAUUGGCGACUCAGCAUGUUGUAUAUAGCAACACGACACACCCAGGAGCUCCAUUGUGUUUUUGUUUAUGCUUCUGUUUAUUGCAGACUGUCUUUAAAUGUUAUUGCAUUUACUUAUUCUCUGGUUGAGUUGACUUUUAUUUGCUGUUAUUUAAACAUUUUAUUUUACUCCCUGUACUCCACAUACC